GCGACAAUGAUCACUUUACACCGCAGUCACUGUCCGGCGUAAACAAAAUUUCGUUACAGACAAGAUAAGAUGAACGCUUGUACCAGUGUUCUCUGCUUGCACAACUCCGGCUGCAGUAUUCUGAAAUGUGCUUUGUACCUUCGCGUUGCAGUGCUCAGCCGACAACUCAUCUGUUUCCACCACCGUCGAUCAGUAAAUCGAAGUGAUCGAUCUACCUACCUAACACGAUACGGUUAUAUUGAUGGACGGUGCCUUUAAAUCGGCCGUUGCCUUUUCAUUGAACAUCACUUUUACUUUAUCUCUUGCGGAUAUCUAACUUAUGUAGGGAUAUUCUGAGAACCCUUUUUGUCCCCAACAUCGUCCUACGCUUCAUGUUUUGAAUAUUAGGUCAAGAUACCGCACACGAUUCGCGAUUUGCUACUUUUGCCAAAAGCUUUUGGAACAGCUAAAAUCAAUUAUCGAAAGAUGUCCUCGUAAGACUCUACUCUAUCGCCUAGAAAAAUAGCCAAAGGAUUCUGUCAAUCAGUUUGCGCUCAGUGCUCAAGAAUGUGGGUCCUUUUAUUCGAGUGACAGCAUUGCACUCUUUUCCCUUUUCUUUACCCAUUUAUAAAUUUUCGCAUUUUUAGUGACGUCAUUUUACUUCAUCCGCAGCUGAUACUGUAGUGUAAUGAAAAUGCACCCAUCAGAGUACAUACAGCUUACUUUGACUCGAUUUGUUUCACAUAUGGUCAAAUCGCCUUAGAAAUUUCGUUUGCAAGCUUCUUCCACCUAUGAAGCCAGUGUCAUCGUAGCGUGUCAUUCAGGGAUAGAGUGUGUGCAGCGUCGCAGCGCACAAGCAUUAUUGUAUGGAUUAGAGACUGCGAAUGCCCAAUGAAGACACUAUAAUCUUGAUACUCAUCGCGUUUACGAAUCCAUGUUCACAUUAGGUGGGAGCGCCACUGGAAUUCACCAGUUUGGACUCCGCAGAGUCGUCUGAUACCAACCUGGUCGUAUGUUGAACUUGUGCCACAUAGUACUCCACCCGCUCGCUUACCGGUUACUCUGGCGUUUGCCGUAUAGUCGAUCGCAUGGUAUCACCAGACAUUACAUGAGGAAGUUGAUCGAGAAGCUUAGCUAGAUUGCUACUUGUCAGAAUGCUGGAUGAGGUCCUCCGAAUAAGUUGCGUCACCAUUUAAAUUCCUCGCCCGAUAUGGUUCAGUCUCGACAUUGAUAUUAUUAACACUUACUCUCUUCAUCCGACAGUUAUCUGGCCUUGCCUUCUGACAUCCGCUGUUUUUCUUCAAACACCUUUGGUAUUCUUCUUGCUUACUACUCUUUUAUUAUCUCACAGAGGCUUGGGUCAUUGUAGCUGAAUCAGCUGCACUUUUGGGCUUUGCUCAUCUUUGCUUUAAUGACUUGGACUGGACCGGAAAGCCCCCUUAUUUUACGUGUCAUAGAACUUAUCUUGCGGUAUUAAGCAUUCGUUCUUAUUUAUCUUAACAUUUGAGUACGUUUCGACUCACGAACCUCUGAGUCAUGUGCCCCGGUGACUACAUGGUUCAGUCAUCUGACUUCUUUAAUCUUGCUCAAGGAUGGGAGAUCUCGCAGAAUCCCUUGGGCGCAUGCGACUUGUGGUGAUCGCUUAAUGGCAGCGCGUCGGUACGGCGUACCGGCGUACUGCUGAUUUCGUUUUUAAUGCCCCGGUCUCUCUCCAUUUUCAGUCUAAAAGGCGUCAAUAUAUUGUAUUAAAUCCACGAAAUCAGAGCCCUGGCUGCUUGGCUUCGGAUUAUGAUCCAAUCAAUUCAUGUCUCUUGAAUAACUACACUAUCCCACCGUAUCAUGGUGCACGCAACGAUAAGAAUUUGAUCGGCGAGCCCCGUUUAUCGUACCUUUCGUCGAAUAUUUGGUCAGCAAUGCUGCCCGCGAUGUGUACCAUAGGCCAUGUUAGUUGACCGAUGAAAACUGCGCAUAAUGAAACCAGAAAGCAUCCUGGUUGUUACACCACUUUUUGUGCUUCCUUGCGUUUGUUGACACUCGCUCUCUGGUACGGUUCUGGAUUUCAAUAAACUUCAGAAAUUCCAUUUUAUUUUGCUGUACUCUUGUUCCCGCUCACACUAAUGUCUGAUGUUCUGACAUUGAGUCUCCAUGCACUUCUGACCGAUGGUGGGAAGCUCGAUUUUUUAUUCUCGUCUUUGCUCAUCCUAGAUUAAUUUCAAAAGACGUAAGCAGAUAAUAUUGUACACUGAAGUUAUUAACCAACCAAUGAGUUCUCUUUCGUUCUUUAUUAGAGGCAAACUUGUGCAUCACUUCGGUUGUUGUUACAAUUAGAUGGCGGCUAUAUGCUCAAUUUUCCUCCAGACACUUUGCUUUCCGUCGAUUUCUCAUUGGUUUGAUCCACAGUAGAGUCCUGUUUUGCCACUUGCCUAGCGGACAGAGUCAAACGCCAUUAUCCAUGUCUUCCCACAUCGAUUUUAGUUUCAACAAGUUAAUUGAAGAUAACCGUCCUGAAGAUAUUUUAUCGCUUUGUGAGUUCGCACGCUUCCACGCUCAGGUGUCGCUUGCGGCUGCAAAAUCUCUCUCUUUCGAGCAGCGAAGUGAUGACCUGGGUGACGACCUAGAACCUCCCAUCGUUGGUGUCACCAAACCAGCCGUCGAGAUAACAGACGCUACUCGGAAUUCUAUUCGUGAACUGUUAAUCGCAUCCAGAGAACAGAUUUAUCAGACUACAUAUACACAAAUCAUGAAACGGUGGUAUUUUGAAGAGAAGAUUCGACGUCCCUACUUUCACGUGAAACCCCUUGAGGAAGUUCAGUUAACCAAUUGGGCAGAAUAUCUGAGCUUCGAAGAAAACGAGGCUGCCGUCAUCUGCUCUGCUGUUAUGGAAGACGCAAAGGCCUCAAAACCCGAGAUAACAGAAGAGGAACUAGACGCAAUCUUAUCGUCGUCAGAGCUAGUCAGAUUAGCGAAGCGUCGGGUUAUUAUCCUUUACGAGCGGUGCUUGAUUCCAUGUGCCUUAUACGAGAAUUUUUGGAUCCGUUACGCCCGGUAUCUGGAGAUCACUGAACGUAACAUCCCCGCGGCUCGCGAAGUGUGGCGGAGAGCUUGCACUAUCCACCUUAAGUACAAGCCAACAAUUCAUUGGCAUUGGGGCUGUUUUGAGGACCGCUAUCCAUCUGAUUUGGACAACCCUCCAACUUUUCCCGUCAAAACUUGCCUACAGAUCCUUACGGAGUUGGAGGAGCGUUUAACCGACAGUGCUCUUGUAUGUUGUCGUCGAGCGGACGCUAUGCGUCGUGCCAAAAAGCCGCUGUUCGAUAUCAUUGCUUGUCUGCGUAGCGGAAUAAAUCGUCUUCGUUAUUUGUCUGAGGAACAAAGUAAGCUCGCCAAAUCGCUUUCCGGGCCCACUGCUUCGCGAACUGUUGCACAGGCCAUUGCAACAUCGGCCCAAGCACGCGCCGGAGCCGGCGUGCUUGCUGGUCGAUUGGCUCGCAUGUUGCAUCGUGACGAAUUGUUCAAAGACGGUCUGCAAAAGUGGAUGCUCUUGCUGCACACUGUUCACGAAGAAAGUGAGGACGCUGUGGAAGAAUCGGCGCCACAUGAUUCUGAGAUGCAAAAGGAGGAUGACGAUGACAUCAAAGUUGAUCAAGUGGAGAAAGGAACCGACCAAGUGUCAUCCGCAGUUGAGGGUGACAAUAUGGAUGCGCAACAGAAAGUGGAAGCAGCGGACAGCCAUGAUGAAGCAAUGGAGAGUGGUGAUGAAGAAAGGGACGAGGCGGAAGAUAAAGUGACGAGCGAUGACGAAGCGAUCGAUUCCGAUUCUGCUGCGUCCAUGGAUGACGGUGAUGAGAUGGAUGCCAGCGACAACGAAUACCACCGAAGCGAUAGGAAGUCAAGUGGUUCCGAUCAGAUGGCGGAUGAAGAAAAUGUCCCUCCAGUUUUGCCUGUAUCCCAAGUUAAGACAGGUUUGAAACGUCCACGAGAAGAAGCAAAACGAAAGAAACGUGAACGAAAAAGCAAGAAGGUGAAAACGGAAAAGAACGAGGAUGGCCAUGAGGAAGAUGAGGCUGAACGGGCUAGAAGAGAAGAGGAAGAACGUGUGCAGAGGGAAAAGGAAUUGGCUGCGGAAGAAGAGGAACGGAUCCGAACCAUUUUAGAUAAAAGACAGCGACUGAUCCAUUUGCAUGCACCUCCCGUUGAGUCUCUCACAGAAGAAGAUAAGCAACUCCUAUCCUCCGAGGAAGCCGCUAUCCUCGUUUUAAAAGAAGCCAUUGAGUAUGAUCCUAGGAACGAACGUUUGUAUGCUCAGUUGCUGGACAUUGUUUAUCAGCGGCAUCCGGUUGACUUGGAAGGGUUCAUCGAAAUGACCAACUUUGCUGCCAUCGACUCUGUUCUGCCUGCCACGGUGAAGCUGGCUUUCUGUCAACGAAAGUUACAAUUCUUGGAGGAGUUCGAUUCAGAUAUGAGCAGACUACAUGUGGCGUACGAAGAGUUUUUGCAUCUUUGCCAAGCUGUUAACAACGGUGUUGCUGCGGCUGCUGCUGCUCGAGGCAACAGCCGUUUUACUACGAGUUAUCCUCUACCAGAUCUUUUGAACUUACCAUCAGCAUCUGCCAGAAUCAAUGCGGUGGUAGCUGCAGGCUCGGGAGACACUUUGGUAUCGGCCGGACCGGUUACACGUCAACCCUGCUUAACUACCGACCAAUCGGUUUUGGAUGCUGCGGCGUCUGUUGGCACUCCAGCCCCGGAUCCAUCGACGUCGGCAGGCUAUUUCACUGCGGGCGCCUAUGAGCCUUUGGCAUCAGCUUUAGGCGCAGUUGGCGGUCUUCCUCCACCUGUCCCCACCAAUAUACCAGUGAGCGACGCAUCUGCAUGGGCAACAGCGGCCGCUGCGGUCGAUCCAUUCGCUUCCUUUUACUACACUGCUGCUGCCGCUUCUGGAACCGUACCGAGUUCCGUUGCAGCGUCAAGUUCCACUUAGUCACAAAGCAAUACAACGUUUUAUCCAUUCAUUCGCAUUUCUUAUCUUUUUACUGUUUCACACACUUUUUUGCAUACGAAACGAAUUCGUUUUCAUUGCGUCUCUAUUGGUGAACUUCAUAAAGCCUGGUUUUGAACACCCACUGGCUUUGUUACUUCCUACCACGCUUUACAGUCAGUUUCCAAUAGCACUAUUUUUUGGCAGUCGUACUGUUUGUUCCCAAGUCACCAAUCUACCUGGCAUUAUCAGUGCGUUAUGUGCGCGAGCGUGACCUUUCGCUAGUCAAUAUACAUACCAAUACUUCAAAAACCAGUGGUCAUUCUUUCGAGUGGAUGCCUCGUAAAAUCCUUCGAAAAAUUUU
This is a messenger RNA of Dicrocoelium dendriticum, 5318 nucleotides long. Lineage: Eukaryota; Metazoa; Platyhelminthes; Trematoda; Plagiorchiida; Dicrocoeliidae. The record is from the annotation of a GenBank genome assembly.